Molecule: messenger RNA, 1847 nt
Organism: Xenopus laevis (African clawed frog)
Lineage: Eukaryota; Metazoa; Chordata; Amphibia; Anura; Pipidae
Exons: 2
Coding region: 33-911 (292 amino acids)
Source: RefSeq, a predicted model, not a curated record
CAUGUCUAAGCUCCAGAGCAAUUCACCUGGAAAUGUUGGAAGAUAUGUCAACUGAUGCAUUCAUCAAUGCCUUAAGAUGUUUCAUAGCCAUUAGAGGUACUGUCAGAGAGCUUAGAUCUGACCAAGGAUCUAAUUUUGUUGGAGCAAAGAAUGAAUUGAACAAGGCUCUAAAAGAGAUGGAUAAAGAAAAAGUAACUGAGUACUUGUUAGAGAAACAGUGUGACUUCCACAUGAAUGCUCCAAAUGCAAGCCAUACUGGAGGAGUUUGGGAGAGGCAAAUCAGAACUGUAAGAAAUGUGCUAAGUGCAGUGUUGAAAAGGAACACCGGAAGAAUAGAUGACGCUUCACUUAGAACACUAUUCUAUGAAGUAAUGUCUAUUGUUAACAGUCGUCCACUUACAGUCGACAACAUCAACAACCCAACAAGUUUGGAACCUUUAACUCCCAACCAUCUACUUCACCUUAAACCUGAUUACAUACAGCCACCGCCUGGCAAAUUCACCAAAGAGGAUUUAUAUGCCAGAAAAAGAUGGCGAAGAGUUCAAUGUCUAUCAGAACAGUUUUGGAAUAGAUGGAGUAAAGAGUACUUAGCUCAUCUCACGCUAAGAAGUAAAUGGCAAACACCCAGAAGAAAUGUCCAAAUUGAUGACAUAGUGUUAGUAAAAGAAGACGACUUACCUAGAAGUCAAUGGAAAUUGGCCAAAGUCCUAGAAGUUCAAAAGGACGAAGACGGACUAGUGAGAAGAGUAUUGUUACAAAUAGGAGACUCAAAACUUGACAAAAAAGGAAAACGUCUCACAAUUCCACUCAAGUUGGAACGUCCAAUUCAAAAGUUAGUUGUUCUGCUUGAGAGUAACAAAAGACACUUGAGAGUUGAGAACCAGAUGGAAAAUUCCUCAAAUCCAUGUUGAAAUCCUACUACUGAGAACAUAGAGUUGUAGGUAAUUUUGGUGGGAGUGUAGCUGGCCAGCUAAGACCUGUUCUAGGUUACUAUUAUGGUUAUAUAUGUAUGCACCAAAACCUGCCAAUAACCUCAGUACAGUUCUUAUGUUCACAUGUUUAAGUAAAAAGCAGAGUUUGCCUGUAAUUAAUGUUUCUGAAUGUGAAUGUUAUAACGUUUAUAUGCAUUGUGUUAGCAGAAGCAGAAAAAGAAAAUGUACCUUUAAGAACCAUUAUAUAGGUAAGCCAAUCAUAGCCAGCCUCACACUGCACAAGAGCUUCAACCAAUCCCAGUCAGCUACACAAUUGAUCUGUGUGGGAGUUCCCCAUGCCAGAUCUUUCUGAAGCCAUUACUUAUCAGACAAAGGGAGGAAACAGAGAGUUCCAGUCAGAGAUAAGUUUUAUGGAAGCAGAGAAGGCCAAAUAGUUCCACCAAUUUCAGAACAAACCGAGUGCCAAUUUCAGACCUAUCCAAGUACCAAUUUCAGAACAAUCAGAGUACCAAUUACAGACCAAAUACAGAUGCAAUUACAAAUCCAAAUGCAAAUACAAAGGUGAAUUGCUUACUGCUGAUAUAAAGCAAAUGCACAGUCCCAUACCAAAGUGCUAUACCUGAGAGUGAAAUACAUCCACCAUCUUAAGUUAUCUGUUAACUGUUGAACUGCCUUUUAUGGUUUUAUUCACCACGUGUUUGUACAUGGAAUAUCCGCUGCACAAGCAGCAGAAAGUUGAAGUUAUUAAAGAAGUUAUUUAAAGGUAUUGGUGUGUUCUUUAAACCUACUGCCUCCAUAGAACGGCGCUAGAGGAAUUACAGAGUAAAAGAAAGUCUGAUUAGACUAAAGGGACAGAGAUUUUAUAAUUCUUCUAAUGCCACAGCGCACAAGGCACUGUGUAGUGCUGCGCCUGCC